AGCUCCCAUUCCUUAUCGCACGAUUCUCCCCCUCCCCAAACCCUUUUCGACGCAUGGAGCACUACGCAACCCUCUCCAAUGGCGACGACGCCCCCUCCCUCUCCAACGGCAGCGACGAAACCCUAAGCCAGAUCUCCCACUAUUCCUCCGCCGGCGACUCCCACGAGAACAUCGGCGGCGGCGGCGGCGGCCGCGGCGAUGGCGAGUUUAAGGGGCUCAUGGCGGAGAUCGGGAGCUUGAAGGCGGAGAAGCGGGAGCUCGAGCGCCAGCUCGAGGAGGCGCGGCGCGAGCGCGGCGUCGUCGCCGCCGAGGCCCACCGCCUCGAGGGCGAGAUCGAGCGCGUGCGCACGGACCUCGUCGCCGCCGCCUCCGCCGCGAUGGAUGCCGAUGCCCUGGCGGAGGAGCUCAGAGCCGAGCGGGACAAGCUCAGGGCCGAGAUCGAGAAGCUCUCCGCCGCGGCGGAGUUGAAGGAGAGGGCGAUCGCCGCGCUGGAGCGGAUGGUGGGGACUCUGGAAGAGGCCAAGGAGAAGGCGGCGAAGGUGAGCAGGGAGCGCGAGGAGGAUCUGAUGAAGCGGAACGCGCUUCUGCUGGCGAAGAUCCAGGAGAAGGACAUCGCCCUGACGAAACUCAGCAAGAGUAACUCCUCUCUGGAAGAGGAGAUUAUCAAGCUUAAGGAUGCCCUCAUGGUGUCCAAGGAGAGGAACGCCGUGCUCGAAGGCGAGAUCGGCGAGAAGACGAACGACGCGGAGGCCGCCUCCCCCGCCCCCGCCACUGCCGCAGUGCUCGGGGCCGUAGCGCUCGGAGCGGCGUCGGCGGGAGCUGCGGCCGCUGCGGCUGUGACCGCGGUUUACCUUCACCGUAGAAGGUAGAGGUUUACUAUUUUUGCUACACAAGAAACAUCUCUGAUGAGGGCUUUACUCAUCUGCUGCUAUUACUGCUUUGUUGGGCAAAACUGUUGUUGCCGAGUCUUUCGAAUGCCUUCUUGGGAAGUUUCUGAUAAGAAUUCUAGCCUAACUUUUUGACUGGAAAUGGAUUGUUGUUGGGCCAGAUUUUUGUUAGGGCAUGAAGAUUUGUCACUUGGUGAAUGCUAUGUUUCUUACAUACUAUGAUUUGUGAGGAUUUGGAAAAAGUAAUCUUGAUUGUGUUUGCUUUGCUGUUGUUUAUUGUGAAUUCUCGAUGUUCUAUUUUAAGUGUGUUGCCUACCGAGUCACUUGGUUGUUCGUAAUUUGAAGUAGUGUGAGAGCCUUGAAGAGUUUGUGUAUCUCUUUGAAUGCUUCUAUUGGGAAUUUUCUGAUAAGAAUUGUAGCCCAACUUUUUGAUCGGAA
Ananas comosus (pineapple) is the source of this 1325-nucleotide messenger RNA. Its product is annotated as calcium-binding and coiled-coil domain-containing protein 1-like. NCBI's taxonomy places the organism in Eukaryota, Viridiplantae, Streptophyta, Magnoliopsida, Poales, Bromeliaceae. The record is from RefSeq and is a predicted model, not a curated record. Bases 54 to 869 code for a protein of 271 amino acids. The transcript has 2 exons.